GUUGUGAAGGUGCCUCGCAAACGGAACGUCCCGCAGUUUAGAAUCUGUCACCCGAUCGGAAGGUGCUACAAACGCUUAAAAGGAGUUCACUUCUCACUCCCAAUAAACAAUUGAAAUAUAAACUCAAUCAUGAAAUUAUCCAUAAUAAUCGAAGCUGCGUUCCUGCUCAUCUGCUGGACUCAAGCUGUCAGCAGCCAUGUGUUUGGCUACUCGGAGCCCAAUCAGCGGCGCUGGGCCCGGCACCAUGGCCACUGUGCCGGCAAGACGCAGUCGCCCAUUGCCAUCACCACGAGCAGGACCAUACCCGUUCAUAUGCCAGCCGUGGAUAUGAUUGGCUACCACAACCUACUGCCGUAUCCCCUGAAAUUGGUCAACAACGGACACACGGUCUCCAUUGGCAUACCCAAGGUCAAUGCGAGCAACGCGGAGGAGGACUUUCUGCCCUACAUUCGCGGUGCGAAGCUGCCCGGCGAAUUCGAGGUGGAGGGCCUGCACUUCCACUGGGGCGACAAGAACAAUCGAGGCUCCGAGCAUGUCAUCAACGACAUCCGCUACACCAUGGAGAUGCACAUUGUGCACCGCAACAAGAAGUAUGCGACCAUUGGGGAGGCGCUCAAUCAUCCCGAUGGCGCUGCCGUGCUCGGAUUCUUCUUCAAUCUCGAUGAGGAUGAGGGUCAGGGCUUGGUCACCAUUAAUCGUCAUCUGCAUUUGAUAGCCGAUGCCAACCAGGAGGCAUCCCUCAAUGUCACCUUCUCGCUGUCCUCCCUCAUAGCCGGCGUUGAUGUGGACAAGUUCUACACCUACAAGGGUUCCUUGACAACGCCGCCCUGCUCGGAGGCCGUCACCUGGAUCCUGUACUCCGAUCCCAUACCCAUCUCCCCCAAGCAAAUCUCUCGCUUCCGUCAGCUGUCGGACACGCAGGAUGGCGCGUUGGUGGACAACUUCCGCACGCUGCAGCCGGUGGGCAAUCGCCGGAUCUUUGCGCGCACCGGACACGUGCGGCACACCUCAAUUGCGGCCCUGAAGCACGAGGGCGACUAUCUCAAGUACGAUUGGUUCUACUGAACUCGAACGAGCAGGAGCAGGAGCUGGAGCUGGAGCACUGUGCCAUGCCAUGUUAGGUUACCAUUUAAGUUUAGCAUUUAUUACUUUACACUAACAACUAGACGUAACACACCAUCCGGGGCGGGAUGUCCAUUAAAAGAAAUACUCUUCCUACGCGA
Molecule: messenger RNA, 1223 nt
Organism: Drosophila subobscura
Lineage: Eukaryota; Metazoa; Arthropoda; Insecta; Diptera; Drosophilidae
Gene: CAH9
Product: carbonic anhydrase 2
Exons: 6
Coding region: 130-1065 (311 amino acids)
Cellular component (GO): cytoplasm
Molecular function (GO): zinc ion binding; carbonate dehydratase activity
Source: RefSeq, a predicted model, not a curated record